Molecule: messenger RNA, 5042 nt
Organism: Arvicola amphibius (Eurasian water vole)
Lineage: Eukaryota; Metazoa; Chordata; Mammalia; Rodentia; Cricetidae
Gene: Wwp1
Product: WW domain containing E3 ubiquitin protein ligase 1
Exons: 25
Coding region: 270-3029 (919 amino acids)
Biological process (GO): ubiquitin-dependent protein catabolic process
Molecular function (GO): ubiquitin protein ligase activity; protein binding
Source: RefSeq, a predicted model, not a curated record
UGUCGGCGCGCUUGGCGUGCGGGAUCCGGGUGGCUGCGGGCGGCCUGGGCUGCCCGGCCGACGCCUGCUGCGAGAUGGCGAUCUUGGGCGCGGAGGGCUGAGGAGGCGCCGCCGCGGUGGCCGCGGGCCCCGGGAGCCGCAGCUUCGCGCGGGGUUGUCUCCUCACCAGACUAUGAGCUCCUUGACAGAAGAAAUCGUAUCUUACUCAUCUUUGUAUCCUCAGUGUCUGGCACAAUUCUUGAUACACAAGUCAAGGUCAGUUUUGGGACAUGGCCACUGCUUCACCAAGGUCUGAUACUAGUGAUAACCACAGUGGAAGGUUACAGUUAAAGGUAACUGUUUCUAGUGCCAAACUAAAAAGAAAAAAAAACUGGUUUGGAACAGCAAUAUAUACAGAAGUCAUCGUAGAUGGAGAAAUUAAGAAAACAGCAAAAUCCAGUAGUUCUUCUAAUCCAAAAUGGGAUGAGCAACUGAUUGUAAAUGUGACCCCACAGACCACCUUGGAGUUUCGAAUUUGGAGUCACCACACUUUAAAAGCAGAUGCUCUGUUAGGAAGAGCAACAGUGGACUUGAAACAAGUGCUGUUAACACACAACAGGAAAUUAGAAAAAGUGAAAGAAAUAUUAAAACUUUCUUUGGAAAACAAGAAUGGCAUAGUGCAAACUGGUGAAUUGACAGUUGUGCUUGACGGAUUAGUGAUUGAGCAAGAAAGUCUAACAAACCACACCUCUUCUCCAACCAGAGAAAUCCAGCAGAAUGGUGAUGCCUUACAUGAGGAUGGAGACUCCUCGACAAGGACAGCUGCCGGGUUGGCUGUUGAAGGUACUAUUGGAAUAGAUAAUCAUGUACCAACAAAUACUGUUGUUUCCAACUCAUGCUGUUCACAUGUAGUUAAUGGAGAAAACACACCUUCAUCCCCGUCUCAGGUUGCUGCCAGACCCAAAAAUACUCCAUCUCCAAAACCACUCACAUCUGAGCCCAGCAGUGAUACAGUUAAUGGAGAAUCAUCUUCAUCUGUCUUAGCUGAUAAUACUUCCACCAUGGGCACUCCACUACCAUCUGAAGAAACCACCUCGACUUCCCAUUGCACUAGCACCACCAUUCAGGAGCCUUCUGCCCAAGGACCCCCGGCAUCCUCAGAACACAGUGAAUGUAUUCCCUCUACCAGUGCCGAAAUGGGACCAGAAGCUCAGAGCCUCAUAGACCCUGAUUCUGAUUCCAGAAACGAUUCUGUUUUUGACAAAUUAAGGCAGCCAGAAGGGUUUGCGGAACCUCUGAGGCCACGGUCUAGAAAUGCGAAUAAUGAAUCUUUGCCAUCAGGGUGGGAACAGAGAAAAGAUCCUCAUGGUAGAACCUAUUAUGUGGAUCAUAAUACUAGAACUACCACAUGGGAGAGACCACAGCCUUUGCCUCCAGGUUGGGAAAGAAGAGUUGAUGAUCGUGGAAGAGUUUAUUAUGUAGAUCAUAACACCAGAACAACAACCUGGCAGCGGCCUACCAUGGAAUCUGUUCGAAAUUUUGAACAGUGGCAAUCUCAGCGGAAUCAAUUGCAGGGAGCUAUGCAACAAUUCAACCAACGAUACCUCUAUUCGGCUUCAAUGUUAGCUGCAGAAAAUGAUCCAUAUGGACCUUUACCACCAGGCUGGGAAAAAAGAGUGGAUUCAACAGACAGAGUUUACUUUGUGAAUCAUAAUACAAAAACAACCCAAUGGGAAGACCCAAGAACUCAAGGCUUACCAAAUGAAGAACCCCUGCCAGAAGGCUGGGAGAUCAGGUAUACUCGAGAAGGUGUUAGGUACUUUGUGGAUCAUAACACAAGAACAACAACAUUCAAAGAUCCUCGCAAUGGGAAGUCAUCUGUAGCUAAAGGUGGUCCACAGAUUGCAUAUGAACGCAGCUUUAGGUGGAAGCUUGCUCAUUUCCGUUACUUAUGCCAGUCUAAUGCACUACCUAGUCACGUAAAGAUCAAUGUGUCCCGUCAGACUUUAUUUGAAGAUUCCUUCCAACAGAUUAUGGCAUUGAAACCGUAUGACUUAAGGAGGCGAUUAUAUGUAAUAUUUAGAGGAGAAGAAGGCCUUGAUUAUGGUGGUCUUGCAAGAGAAUGGUUUUUCUUGCUUUCCCAUGAAGUUUUGAACCCAAUGUAUUGCUUAUUUGAGUAUGCAGGCAAGAAUAACUAUUGUUUACAGAUAAAUCCAGCAUCAACCAUAAAUCCUGAUCAUCUUUCAUACUUCUGUUUUAUUGGUCGCUUUAUUGCAAUGGCACUAUUCCAUGGGAAGUUUAUUGAUACUGGUUUCUCUUUACCAUUCUACAAACGUAUGCUAAGUAAAAAACUCACUAUAAAGGAUUUGGAAUCUAUUGAUACUGAAUUUUAUAACUCCCUUAUCUGGAUAAGAGACAACAAUAUUGAAGAAUGUGGCUUAGAAAUGUAUUUUUCCGUCGACAUGGAGAUUCUGGGAAAAGUUACUUCACAUGACCUGAAGUUGGGAGGUUCCAAUAUCCUGGUGACUGAAGAAAACAAAGAUGAAUAUAUUGGUUUAAUGACAGAAUGGCGUUUUUCUAGAGGAGUUCAAGAACAGACCAAAGCUUUCCUUGAUGGGUUUAAUGAAGUUGUUCCCCUUCAGUGGCUACAAUACUUUGAUGAGAAAGAAUUGGAGGUUAUGCUGUGUGGCAUGCAAGAGGUUGACUUGGCAGACUGGCAGAGAAACACUGUGUACCGACAUUAUACAAGAAACAGCAAGCAAAUUAUUUGGUUUUGGCAGUUUGUGAAGGAAACUGAUAAUGAAGUGAGAAUGCGCCUCCUGCAGUUUGUCACUGGAACCUGCCGGUUACCUCUAGGAGGAUUUGCUGAGCUCAUGGGAAGUAAUGGGCCUCAAAAGUUUUGUAUUGAAAAAGUUGGCAAAGACACCUGGUUACCAAGGAGUCAUACAUGUUUUAAUCGCUUGGAUCUACCACCAUAUAAGAGUUAUGAACAACUAAAGGAAAAACUUCUUUUUGCAAUAGAAGAGACAGAGGGAUUUGGACAAGAAUGAAUGUGGCUUCUUGUCUUGGAGGAGCUCUUGCAUUAAAUACCCCAGCUGAGAAAAAUUGCACAGAUAGUGUAUAUAAGCUGUUCAUUCUGUACAGUUAAUUUUCUGGAUCUUUCGAAGUAUGUUUUCCAUUCUUCCACAGAAAUAUGCAAAACAUUUCAUCAUUUUCUACUUUAUUUAUUGUUCCCUUGAAAUGACUGACCAGGAAAAAGAUCAUCCUUAAAUUUUGAAGCAAGCAAGAGAAUUUAUUAAGAAAUAUAUAUCUAUAUAAGCAUAUGACAGUGGCUCUAGUUUUAUAGAGUGCCGGGUGUAUUAAACAUGGCAACUGUUCUUUCAUAAAGCUCUGAAUUUGCUUUGCUAUGUUUCUGUUAUCCAGGGGAAAAGUGCAAAUGUUCCAUGUUCUUCUUCCAAGGUGAUAUCUGAUUGUGUUUACUUGCAUGACUGUUCAGGAAGGUAUUUAGGACUAGGCCAACUCUUACUUUAAGUGUAUUUUAAAAUGCUGCUGGCUUUUUUGAAGACUAUACUUCAAUGUACUGAGUUCUAAAUGAACAGAUAAAAAAAAUCCAUCAUUAUUAUAUCAGUAAACACAGAAGUCAUGUAAUAGAUUCAAUAGUGUCUAAGAGCAGCUAGAAUUGAUUUGCCAAGCAGCAGAGGAGGUCCAUUUACAUGUAACUUUAGGAUGCUGGGUAUUUGUGGAAUUUCAGAGAAUCAGGCAUUUCUGUACUUAACUUGUAAUGUGCUCAAAUUUAAUUAAUAAUAAAUUGAUAGUUAUUACUUAGGAAUAUAUAAAAGGUACUGAACUUUGAUGCUUUUGUGCUCAAGGUUUAGUUUAAAGAAAUUAGAGAUAUAAUUAAAUGGAUCAAAAAGUUGCGUGAGUAUUUAAACACUCAUACUAAGAACUAUUACUGUUUGAAUAUCCCCUUUUAAAAUUCAUAAAAAUUGUUUCUAAAUUUAGUAGGUACUUAAAAAAAUCCUUUGUGCUCCCCAUCCCCAAUUUUAUAUAGUUCAAGUUUUCUCCAAAUAACACUGAUUUUCAUUAUAAGGGCAUUCGUGGUGUAUGAAAAAAAAGUUAAAGUCUAAUGUGAAUUAUAUUGCUACUUUUAGCAACUGGGCUUCCUGAUUAAUAUAAAAAUUUCCCAUUUUUAUCCUUUCACUAUGCACUGCAAAGUUCAUUAACUUAAAAUUUUGUAACUAUGAAAUUCACUUAGAAUUACAACUUCUACUCACUAGUUUAGUUUUGCCAAGAUUUUAUUUUUCUACAUAUUUAGAUUAUGUUCUUCAGUUUUAUUCAAAAUUCAAAAAGAAAAAAAAUAAACGCAGUAAUUCACUUUGUUGAAUUUACUACAUAAAAUCUGGUUAUUUUCAAGCUUAAAGAAUUUUUUUAAUUCUAAUAUAUGGCAAGUUAUAUAGUAGAGGAUGACCAGUCUUCAAAAGUACUGCAUAAAUUAUUCUGUAAAAUAAUAAACUUGCUAUGACUGAAAGUAUUGGCUUUCUUUCAGUGGAGGUAUUUGAGACUAUUCAUUUUGCAGAUGUGGUUCAAGAUGGUGUUCAGGGAACUGGUCCUUUUUGUUAAGUUACCCUCACACUGGUAACGACCCACAAGACUAAGCCAGUUUCCUGGUUUGCAAGACCUUAUCAGGCUCUUUUAUCUUUCACAUUCAGUUUUAUUGUUAAGACAUACAGAUUUAUCUUUUCGUAGUGAACAUGAUUAGAGAUGCGGUUCACCUCCUACCUUCCCUCCUUCCCAUCCUGCUCUGAAUUGGAUCCACUACACAGUCAUGAGAAGAUGAAAGAUGAAAGAGACUCAAAGACAGAUUAAUAAUACUUUGUAAUAGUGACAGUUCCUAACAUCACUAGUAAAUUGAUCUAGGGAAUGGGUCAUAGGCUUAAAGCAAGUUUACCAGUCAACCCAGCCAUCUGUCUUUAGAGAAAGAAAUUUUGUUUUGUCUUUUGUCUUUAUUUUUCUGUACUUCCUAGGCAAUUGGGAAUAAAAAUGUAACUGUUUCAUCCAGCUGA